Messenger RNA from Sciurus carolinensis (gray squirrel), 4553 nucleotides. RefSeq names its product McKusick-Kaufman/Bardet-Biedl syndromes putative chaperonin. Lineage: Eukaryota; Metazoa; Chordata; Mammalia; Rodentia; Sciuridae. The coding region runs from base 6 to 1718 and encodes 570 amino acids. The record is from RefSeq and is a predicted model, not a curated record. Gene Ontology annotation, molecular function: ATP binding. Gene Ontology annotation, biological process: intracellular transport; cilium assembly; protein folding. Gene Ontology annotation, cellular component: cytoplasm; nucleus; kinociliary basal body. The transcript has 4 exons.
AAGAAAUGUCUCGUUUAGAAGCUAAGAAACCUUCAGUGUGUAAAAGUGAACCAUUGACAAAUGAGACAGUCAGGGCCACACUGUCUGUCUUAAAAGGAGUCUUAACAUCAUGCUAUGGUCCUUCAGGUAGGCUGAAGCAGCUGCACAACGGCCUGGGAGGUUAUGUGUGCACAACCUCACAGUCCUCAGCCCUGCUCCGUAACCUGUCAGUCACCCAUCCCAUAUUAAAAAUCCUGACAACUUCGGUGCAGAAUCAUGUGUCCUGCUUCAGUGACUGUGGCUUAUUUACGGCCAUUCUUUGUUGCAACCUGAUUGAAAAUGUCCAGAAAAUAGAUUUGACACCCACCACUGUCAUUAAAUUAAACAAACAUCUUCUGAGUCUCUGCACCAAUUAUCUCAAGUCGGAGGCCUGUGGUUGUCGAAUCCCUGUUGACUUUAGUAGUUCUCAGAUCCUCCUUUGUUUGGUUCGCAGUAUUUUAACAAGUAAACCUGCCUGCAUGCUCUCCAGAAAGGAAAUAGAUCAUAUCAGUACUUUGAUUCUGAGAGCAUUCUUGCUUACAAUUCCAGAAAACACAGAUGACAGUAUCAUUUUAGGAAAGAGUAUAAUUGUACCUUUAAAAGGUCAGAGAGUUACAGAUUCUACUGUAUUACCUGGAGUACUCAUUGAAAUGUCCGAAGUUCAAUUAAAGAGGAUGUUGCCUAUCAAAAAAGCAAGUGCCCUCAAGGUGGCGCUCUUUUGUGUAUCUUUAUCUGGAGACUUUGCUGACACUGGAGAAGGAACCGUGGUGGUCAGUUAUGGGAUGUCUCUUGAAAAUGCAGCCCUGGAUCAGUUGCUUAACCUAGGAAGGCAGUUAAUUAGUGAUCAUGUAGAUCUUGUCCUGUGCCAAAAAGUUAUACAUCCAUCUUUGAAACAGUUCCUCAGUACACAUCACAUUAUUGCCAUAGACAGAGUUGGAGUGGCUUUGAUGGAACCCCUGAGCAAAGUGACAGGAACACAGCCUAUUGGUUCCAUAGGCUCCAUAUCUCCUAGUAGUUAUGGAAUUGUGAAAGAACUGUGCUCUGCAAAAUUUGGCUCCAAGCAUUUUUUUCAUCUUAUUCCUGAUGAAGCAACUAUCUGCAGCUUGCUUCUCAGCAACAGAAAUGACACUGCCUGGGAUGAGCUGAAGCUCACGUGUCAAGCAGCACUGCACAUCUUGCAUUUAACAAUCAAAGAACCAUGGGCUUUGUUGGGAGGUGGCUGUACGGAAACUCAUUUGGCUGCAUUUAUUAGAUACAAGGCUCGUAAUGAACCAGAAAGUAUUCUCACAGAUGAUGGGUGUACUCAAGCAGAACUUCAAUUAAUUGCUGAAGCAUUUUGCAGUGCUCUCGAGUCUCUUGCUGGUUCUUUAGAACAUGAUGGAGGUGAAAUUGUCACUGAUAUGAAGUAUGGACACCUUUGGUCAGUUCAGGGAGAUUGUCCAUCUGUUGUCAACUGGCCAGAUUUGCUUUCACGAUGUGGCUGUGGAUUAUACAGUAGCCAGGAAGAACUCAGCUGGUCUUUCUUACGAAGCACUUGCCAUCCUUUUGUCCCACAAACCUGCCUUCCACAUGAAACCGUGAGCCCAACCAGUAAUCUGAUUGUGGACUGUUUGACUGCUAAGCUUAGUGGCCUACAGGUGGCUGUAGAGACAGCCAAUUUGAUUUUAGAUCUUUCAUAUGUCAUCGAAGAUAAAAACUGAUAUAAGAGAAUCACAUUUAUGUUAUGAAACAAACUUACGUUAAUUGAGAAAAAUAUUGAGUGGAUUGUUCUCUCCCAAAGUCUUGUUCUGCAUAUAGACAGAUGACUCAUAAAAUUAUAGACAUACUUAUUUAAGGUAUGAAUCUUGAAUAGAAAUGUCACAGAAUAAUAAUAAUAAUAAUUUGAAGCAUUAUUAAAGAUGUUAUAGGUAUCUUAGGAAUUCCACAGGGACUGUUGUACAUUGUUCUAAAUUUUUAUCAUUGUUGUUUUGGUAUCAUUCUAAGAACAUACAAAAAUUAAAAAAAUUCCUAAUCCUUGCUAUGCUUUGUAUAUACUUAUACAAAUUUUAUAAUGAAUAGCAACUACAUACAUUUAACAUAUAAAAUUAGAUUCUAAAAUAUCAUAAAGGAUCCAUCCAUGUUGCUCAUUCAAAAGAAGUGUUAAAGCUGCACAUUUAAUGAAAUUUUACUUUUCUCAAUUCCCUUUAUCUCUCUCUGUUACUCAGUGGUUAAGUAAUUGAAUUAGAACCUAGUUUGCCUGAAGUUGCUAGUUUGUAUCACAGUUCUACAUUUUUGUUAUUUUGAGGAAAUGUGUGAUUAAAAAGUCUGUUUAUAUAAUAACUAAGGCUAAAACAACUCUGUAAUGUCUUCAUGUUUAAAGUGGGAGGAAGAACUGAUUAGUUUUUAGAGUAGAGUUUCAUAGCCUUUAUACUAUUGACAUUCUAAACCAGAUAAUUAUUUUUCCCCUGGUACUGGGGAUUGAACACAGGGCCUCACAGGCCUAGGCAGGUCCUAGGCAGGUACUAGGCAGGUACUCUACCACUGAGCUAUAUCCCCUGUCCUUAAACCAUAACUUCUUUAUCUUACAGUGCUGUCCUGUGUAUUACAGAAUGUUUAACAGCAUCCCUGGCAUCCAUCCACUAAAUACCAAUAGCACACCCAAGUUUAAAACCAAAAUGUAUCUAGGUAUUGAAUAAUUUCCCCUGGGAAGCAAAACUGCUCUUGGCUGAAAAUCACUGUUCUACACUGAUAUUAAAAAAGAAGUAGAAGAAGAAGGAAAAGAAAGAGUAUCCUACCAAGACUUUAGAAAGCAGCAUAGAGAAAGGAAGUGGAAGUUAUUUCUCUAACUCAGUCAAUGAUGCAAAAAAGUAGCUAAAACAGUGCCCAUAUUCAAAGUAGAGACUCUGAUAUUUCACCAAGGAAUGUAAUUUGAAUUUAAGUAAAUUCAUGAUACAUUGAUCAAUCAAAAAUGAAAUAGAGAAUACAGCUGAAGGAAUAAAUAUGGAUCUAUUUUUAACAAGUAUUAUAUUAAACUAAGAAAAAAUUUUGAAAAUUUUUGGAAAGUUAACAGUCAGUGGUCAGAUCUAUAGCCAUAAUAAAAGGGAAAAUAAUUUUUAAGCAACUUCCUCCAAUUUUGUAAUCAGAAAUUAUUUUUACUGUAAGCCAAAUAAAAAAUGGUGAUACAAACGCACAGCAAUGCCAUAUAUAUUUUAAAAGCAGCUUCAACUCAAACUUCAUAAAAUAGUUCUCUAAAGUUAUACUCCUUUUAUUAUUAAAAUUAAAUAGAAGGACAGCAGUAGAGUAGACAACCUUUAAGGUGGCCCCCAGCGACUCCCUCCUCCUGGUUUUCAGGCCUUUACAUAAUUCUCUCCCCUGCAUAUGGGCUGGUGAAUGAUCUGAUGUGCCUUUCUUGCACUCUCAUAAGAAACUGCAACUUAGCUGGGUGUAGUGGCACACACCUAUAAUUAAUUCUAGUGACUCUGAAGACUGGGACUACUUCCUCACACCCAACAGAUUUAAGGACCACAUGGGUGACUGCUGAGGCCAUAACAGGAGUUUAAUUGGGAAUUGCAUUUACAAGUAAAGCAGGAGUUCAUUGUUCUCCCCUCCUUUUUGUUUUCUCCUGACUCUCUAUCUCUUUAUCCCUUUAUUUCUCUCCUAAAAUACAUGGAGAUUUAGAAUAUGAAAUAUGGGAAUUGCCCUGGUUCUCCUAGGUCCUAAAUUGCAUUUUCAAGUUGUUCCAAGAAAACACAAGGAACCUCUCUACUUGACCUUAUCAAGUAGGGUCUACAAUCUUCACUCUAGUCACUUUUACCUCUGUCAUUUUAAGCUUGGCCAUAAAAUUUGAUACAUUUCUUGGUGAAACACCAAUGCUCUCAUUUUGAAUAUGUCAAAAAUUUGUUGAAAUAGUUUUAUAAAUCCAUUUGCAUUUCCUAAGAUUGUGUAUAACUCUUACUAGAAAAUGCUAGAAAUGUAGCUGGGCAUGGUAAUAUAGGCUUGUUGUCCCAGCUACUCAGGAGGCUGAGGCAAGAGAAUCACUUAAGCCCAGAAUUUGGAGGUCAGCCUAGGCAAAAUAGCAAGCUCCUGCCUCAAAAAGAAAAUACUAGAAAUGAAAAACAACCUCCUUGAUAGUUCAAGAAAACCACUAUUCAAACUCAGAUGGUAAAACAUGAGAUGAAAAUUCUUGGAAAUAAUUUCAGAGGAGCUCAUUGUGGCAGAAAUAAAUGAUAAGAAAAAAAUAGUCACUAAUUAAGCCUCAGACAGUUUUAUGAGUUACAAUAAGAUCGAAGUCUGUACAUUGCUUUAUGAGGUACCCCAGGAUACAGGACGGGAAACCCUAGAGCUACAAAAAGGAAAGGGAGGGUCACAUGGAAGAGAAUGAAGUUGGUGGCAGCUGCUCCGGACUUUUACAGAACUCAUAGGACAUGCAGCAUUAAAGUUUAUUGAAGGGCUGGGGAGAUAGCUCAGUCGGUAGAGUGCUUGCCCUGUAAGUGCAAGGCCAUGGGUUUGAUCCCCAGCACCAAAAAAAAAAAAAAAAAAAAAAAAAAAAAGUUUGU